This is a messenger RNA of Naegleria gruberi, 915 nucleotides long. RefSeq lists its product as uncharacterized. The record is from RefSeq and is a predicted model, not a curated record. The transcript has a single exon. Lineage: Eukaryota; Heterolobosea; Eutetramitea; Acrasida; Naegleriidae. Bases 1 to 915 code for a protein of 304 amino acids.
AUGCAAGAAGUAAACGUCGUGGGGCCAAUGUGGCAGCAGGUAUAUUCACAGGAAGAGAAAAAGGCACCAAAGGCUCAAUGUGUGGCACGCUCAUGCCGAUCAUUAUCGCAGAACCGGUCAUCAUUAUCGUCUAAUUCUUCCUCUAGAAAUUAUUCACUCAAUAUUGGUAAUGAAAAGACUUCAUUCUAUCUGAGAACUGAGCUUAAGGAAGAAUUGAAGAUAUUCAACGCCUUUGAAACUCGUCAAAAGCCAACUUGUGUUGUCAACGAAAUGAUCUUGAAGGAAAAGCAAAAGAGAGAAUUGAAUUUGAUUAAUGAAAAGUCAGAAAGUGAAUUGGGAAAGACCAAGAAUCAACUCGAAUUUGAAUUGCUCAUGCAAGGUUCAUCGCAAGGUGCCCAAAGAAUUAGUCAAGAAGAAAAUGCUGGAGGUAAUUCUGUCUUUUCUGAAAGUCUCUCCUUUGAAAUUGUAAAGAGACUCUUCUCUGCUGAACUCCUCAAGACUGAAAUGGAAAUAGGCUAUUGUGCAGGUUCUAAGAAGACUGACUAUAGUGUCAGAAUUGGACAAAAGAAGUAUGGUGUCUCUGUAACUAGAGCUUUUAACUUUUUGUCCUACAAGAGUCAAUCUGGUCCUGAAGUAAAUACCACCAUGUCACCAAAGGUAUUACGUAUGCUCUUAAAUAAGAAGCUCUCUGGUAUUAUUUCUAGUACUGAAAAUGUUUACGAAGAAGAUGGUUGGGAAAAGCAAUUCUUGCACUGUUUCGUUCCUUCAAUGGAAAUUGCAAAUAGUUUAAAGAGCGAAUAUAGAAAGAUGAAAUCGCAAUUCAAGAGCAAUACCAUCUUGUUAGUUACUGUAGCUUCUGAAUCUAGAUCUAUUUUCAUGGAAGUUGCUAAGGAUCAUGAAUCAGCCACCGUAUAA